GUCAAAGUCUUACUGUGAGCAAGUGCUCUUGUUUGGCCUACCGACAAAUCUAGACAUACGAUUGUCGGACAUGGAAGACUUCGACCCUUCACCUCGAGCAUCGAAGCGGCGCCGGACUGGGACUUAUGCCACGCGACGCACGACCUUAGACACUCUCGAUUCAAUAAUACCCGCAGGCCAAAGCAGCGAUAAGGACACCCCGGCAGAUAAAGAGUCCAAGACUGCUGGAAACGGCGUUGAUCAUGCUGAAGCCGGCCUCGCCGAGCAAGCCACCGAUACUCCUGAAACUGGGGAGACAAUAUCUCGACGAAGCAGCACCCGAAGACGGAAACCAAGUGCUCGAGUGGCAGAGGCGGAGCAAGAUGUUACACCUAUCGCUGCGCAAAAGCUUAAAAGGAAAGAUAUGAAUACAGGAAAGGGGGGUGCGGGACGUGGUUCUACAAAACUUGCGAGCAAAGAGGGUGCAACCCGCGAAGGACAGGAUGAUCAGGAUGACGCUGAACCACAACCACGCUCGAGUGGGCGUACACGAAAAGUGCCUCGACGAUUCUCACCUGAUGUACACCCGCGAAGCCAUGGUCAAGUGGGGAAGGAACCUGCGCAAAAGACGGCGGAAAAGAUAAAGCUGCGUGAGCCUACAGGCGAGGACCUGGCCAGUGCUGCGCAAGCUCCUCGUCCAAAAGGUAUCCUGACACCUUCCCGGCAUGGUCGUGAGAAAAGCAGUGGUCCUCGGAAAUCAGUCGUUUUCGAUGCCAACGAGCUACAGAUCGAAGAGAAGCUCGGCUUCAAAGACAUUGAUAAUUCGAGCAACCUUAAAGAUACCAAAAAUUCAAGACGGGCGCCGAAGAGCGCUGUACCAAAUCAAAGCGAGAUCUCAACCCGCCAUAAGAACGUCGCAGCUGGAGGGGAGCCUCUAUUAGACGACAUCGACGAUGACAGUGACGAGCCCGACCUGGAAAUUGCUCCCAAUGUGGAUGAGAUCCUUUCUUUAACCACCAAUACUACGACAUAUGUAAAUGGUGACAGGCAAUCACCAAUCUACGAGCAGGAAGACGAGCAUAUUACCAAGAUCAAGGUCGAAAUCCUCGGCCGUAUGACAAAUCGAACAAUCUCGCCUAUAUCACACCUCCGGUCUCAAUACAGCACACUCCACUCCUUACUCUCCGCAACGAUAGCAGCUGGCGAGUCCAACUCCCUUCUCCUCCUCGGCUCACGAGGCAGUGGCAAAUCGCUGCUUAUCUCUCAUGCUCUGUCCGACCUAACCAGAUCUUAUGGCGACGACUUCCACGUUGUUCGACUGAAUGGCUUCUUCCAGACGGACGACAAGGUUGCACUGCGCGAGAUUUGGCGCCAAUUAGGCCGCGAGAUGGCCGUGUCCGAGGACGAGACCGGCGAGAUAUCCAGCUAUGCGGACACCAUGGCAAGUCUGCUCAGCCUCCUGUCUCAUCCAGAGGAACUCCCCGAGCCGGACGCGAAUGCGAUGCUUCUCGACACCCCGGAGAACAGGGCGGCGAAAAGUGUUAUAUUCAUCAUGGACGAGUUCGAUUUGUUUACCACGCAUCCUCGGCAGACGUUGUUGUACAAUCUCUUUGACAUUGCACAGGCGAAGAAAGCGCCCAUCGCGGUGAUCGGCUGCUCGACGCGGAUGGAUGUUGUGGAUUGCCUGGAGAAAAGGGUCAAAAGCCGCUUCAGCCAUCGCUGGUUGCAUGUGCCUUGCGCGAAGACCUUGCCUGCAUUCGAAGAGACCAUUGCGAGCAUAUUGCUCAUGCCGGUUGAUGUGAAGGAGGCGCUCGGUGUGGGCAAAAACGAGCUCGAGUGGAGCGAGAAGUGGAAUGGAGCCGUCAAGACUCAGUUACUCCCUUCAACAAUGGUCCAAACGCUGCUGAAGAAGACCUUUUACAGCACAAAGUCUAUUCCAGAUGUGCUUGCGGCACUGUACAAUCCCAUCGCUGAGCUCUUCCUCUCCUCUGACAGCGACAACAAUCAGCAAAACGCGGCGCCAGCUACUCUUCCCCUGUCUCUGUCACCGAUGUCUGCUCCUUCACUCCUGAGCCUUCUCCCACAGCUGCCAACCCUUCAUCUUUCGCUGCUCAUAGCCGCCGCUCGUCUAGAAACGAUCCACAACUUCAUGGCCGUCAAUGUCGCCCUUGCAUACAGCCACUACGUCGAGCUGCUCACUCGUGCCAAGCUCCAACGCUCGUCGAUGUCGUCGCUGACAAAUGGGGGUGCUCUGAUAGGCGCAGGUCUGCGCCAGUGGAGCAAGAGCACGGCGAAGGGGGCCUGGGAGGAACUUGCGCAGUGGGAAGUUAUUGUACCUGCUUCUGGGGUCGGCGUGGGUGCUACAGGGAAGGUGAGCGACGAAUGGCUAAGUGGCGACGGUGUAGGAACGAGAAUGUUCAAAGUCGAUGUGACGCUUGAUGAGAUGGCAUGGGUUGUCAAGGAGAAGCUGGGUGGUAUAGGUGCCGGGGAGCUGCUGGUAAAAUGGUGCAAUGAUGUCUAGUGUCAG
Messenger RNA from Exophiala xenobiotica, 2506 nucleotides. RefSeq lists its product as uncharacterized. The transcript has 2 exons. Gene Ontology annotation, cellular component: nucleus; nuclear origin of replication recognition complex. NCBI's taxonomy places the organism in Eukaryota, Fungi, Ascomycota, Eurotiomycetes, Chaetothyriales, Herpotrichiellaceae. Gene Ontology annotation, biological process: DNA replication initiation; DNA replication. The record is from RefSeq and is a predicted model, not a curated record. The coding region runs from base 71 to 2500 and encodes 809 amino acids. Gene Ontology annotation, molecular function: DNA replication origin binding.